CGGGCCGGGCCGGGCCGGCUGCGGCGGUGGCGCGGGGCCGGGGCUGCUGCCGAGCUAGCGUGGGGCAGAGUCGCGCCGCAGCGAGCCGAGCCCGCCUCAGUUUAAUCUCAAGACUUUGAAAAUACAAUACAAAUGGCACAGAUCAUAAAACUUUUUCAGACACUGUUAAUUCUGAUACUUCAUGAUUACAUCUCAGCUGAAGAUGGAGAAACAAGAGCAAGUUGCAGAACUGCUCCGGCUGAUUUAGUCUUCAUCUUAGAUGGCUCUUACAGUGUUGGCCCAGAAAACUUUGAAAUAAUCAAAAGAUGGCUUGUCAAUAUUACAAGAAAUUUUGACAUAGGACCAAAGUUUAUCCAAGUUGGAGUUGUCCAGUACAGUGAUUACCCUGUACUUGAAAUCCCUUUAGGAACACAUGAAUCCACUGAAAACCUCAUCAGGGAAAUGGAAUCCAUACACUACUUGGGAGGAAAUACAAGAACAGGAAGAGCUAUUCAGUUUGCCUAUGACCAUCUUUUUGCAAAAUCUUCAAGAUUUUUAACAAAAAUAGCUGUUGUUCUCACUGAUGGGAAGUCCCAAGAUGAAGUCAAAGAUAUAGCAGCAGAAGCAAGGAAAAAUAAAAUCACUCUGUUUGCAAUUGGUGUUGGCUCAGAAAUUGAGGAGGAUGAACUUAAAGCUAUUGCUAACAAGCCUUCAUCAACUUAUGUAUUUUAUGUUGAAGAUUAUAUUGCAAUAUCAAGAAUUAAAGAAGUUAUAAAGCAGAAACUCUGUGAAGAAUCUGUAUGUCCAACAAGAAUUCCAGUGGCAGCUCGAGAUGAAAAAGGAUUUGACAUUCUUCUAGGACUAGGCGUGAAGAAAAAGGUUAAAAAGAGAAUUCAAAUACCAACUACUAAUGCUAAAGCUUACGAAGUAACCUCCCGUGUUGACCUGUCAGAAUUGACAAGGAAUGUGUUUCCAGAAGGUCUGCCUCCAUCCUAUGUGUUUGUUUCCACUCAAAGAUUUAAAGUGAAAAAGACAUGGGAUUUGUGGAGAAUUCUAAGCCUGGAUAAGAGACCACAGAUAGCAGUCACUAUUAAUGGAGAAGAGAAAACAUUAUCAUUCACUACAACGAGUUUAAUAAAUGGCACACAGGUUAUUACUUUUGCUGCACCUCGUGUAAAGACAUUGUUUGAUGAAGGCUGGCAUCAAGUUCGUCUCUUAGUAACAGAAGACUUUGUAACUUUGUAUAUAGAUGACCAAGAAAUUGAAACGAAGCCAUUACAUCCUGUUUUAGGUAUUUACAUCAGUGGACUAACCCAAAUAGGAAAGUAUUCUGGAAAGGAGGAAACUGUACAGUUUGAUAUACAAAAGCUGCGAAUCUACUGUGACCCAGAGCAAAAUAAUCGAGAAACAGUCUGUGAGAUCCCAGGAUUUAAUGGAGAGUGCAUGAAUGGCCCUAGUGAUGUAGGCUCCACACCUGCCCCCUGCAUAUGCCCUCCAGGGAAACAAGGACCUCCAGGCCCCAAAGGUGAUCCUGGGCAGCCUGGGAAUCAUGGUUAUCCUGGUCAGCCUGGUCCAGAUGGUAAGCCUGGAUAUCAAGGAUCAGCAGGAACUCCAGGUAUCCCAGGAACUCCAGGAGUCCAAGGACCACGUGGCUUACCAGGUAUCAAGGGAGAGCCAGGGAAAGAUGGGGCUAAGGGUGACCGUGGACUACCUGGUUUUCCUGGAUUACAUGGCAUGCCUGCACCAAAGGGAGAAAAGGGUCCUAAAGGAGAUCAAGGAGUUCCAGGAAUAUAUGGAAAAAAGGGCUCCAAGGGAGAGAAAGGUGAUACCGGGUUUCCAGGAAUGCCUGGGCGAUCUGGAGACCCUGGCAGAAGUGGGAAAGAUGGAUUACCAGGAAUUCCUGGUCUCAAGGGGGAGGUUGGACAGCCUGGAUCUCCAGGACAAGAAGGACAUCGCGGAGAGCCCGGAAUUCCUGGAAUUCCUGGAAAUCAAGGAGCAAAAGGACAAAAGGGUGAAAUUGGACCACCGGGUCAACCAGGAGCAAAAGGGUCACCAGGGGAAACUGGCAUGAUGGGACCAGAAGGCUCAUUUGGUCUACCUGGAGCUCCUGGGCCUAAGGGUGAUAAAGGUGAACCUGGACUACAGGGGAAACCAGGAUCACCAGGAGCCAAGGGAGAUCUAGGAGGACCUGGUGCCCCAGGUGAACCAGGCUACCCAGGCAUUCCUGGUACCCAGGGUAUAAAGGGGGACAAAGGAAGCCAGGGUGAAAGUGGUAUCCAGGGACGAAAAGGAGAGAAAGGAAGACAAGGAAAUCCAGGCUUACAGGGAAUAGAAGGAUUGAGUGGAGAACAAGGAGAGAAAGGUGAGAAAGGAGAUCCUGGCAUUCGAGGCAUCAAUGGACAAAAGGGUGAAUCUGGUAUCCAGGGUUUGGUUGGACCUCCUGGUGUCAGAGGUCAGCCAGGAGACAGAGGGCCCCCAGGACCACCUGGAUCAGAUGGAAAACCUGCACGAGAAUUUUCAGAAGAAUUUAUUCGACAGGUGUGUUCAGAUGUACUGAGAACCCAGUUGCCUGCUAUUCUUCAGAGUGGAAGGCUACAAAACUGCAACCACUGUCAGUCCCAAAGUGCUUCCCCAGGACUUCCAGGGCCACCAGGUCCGAGAGGCCCUGAAGGUCCAAGAGGAUUUCCUGGUUUGCCAGGAAAUGAUGGUAUUCCAGGUCUGACAGGUGUCCCGGGUCGCCCUGGGGCUCGUGGGACAAGAGGGCUGCCAGGGAAAAAUGGUGCAAAAGGCAAUCAAGGAAUUGGGGUUCCUGGGAUCCAAGGCCCCCCGGGACCUCCAGGUCCAGAAGGUCCCCCGGGUAUGAGUAAGGAAGGACGUCCUGGAGACCGUGGGCAGCCUGGUAAAGAUGGAGACCGUGGCACACCGGGAAUGCCAGGACCAGUCGGACCCCCUGGAAUUUGUGACCCAUCACUAUGUUUUAGUGUAAUUGUGGGGAGAGAUCCCUUUAGAAAGGGUCCAAACUACUAAUUUGUGAUAUAAUAAUUUAGAGGAAUAGGAAUGGUGCUUGUCUUUAAUGGUCUUUCAAGUCUCAGGAAGGUGACCAGCAAUAAUCCCAUAAACAGGAACAAAAGUACCUCUGACAUUAUAAACAUUACAAAUAAGGAUCCCAAAGGUUAUACAAUCUUUUACAAAAGGAACUCCAAUAUUUUUUUUAUAACUUGCAUAAAUUGAAUCUCAAGUGUUUUUAAAGAGAUCGUCAGUUUUAAUAGGAAAAAAGUUAACUAUAAUAUUUGGCAUUUAGUAUUUAAGUGUCCUGUCAUAGUCCUGCUGCCACUGAAGUUCUUUGCAAAACGGCUGACGACUCCACUGGCAGCAGGAUUAGGCCUUAAAAGGUAUUGGUCAGGUGUAAAUUACUGUGAAAUUUUUCACAUGCAGCCAACAGAUACA
Oxyura jamaicensis (ruddy duck) is the source of this 3426-nucleotide messenger RNA. It is a transcript of the gene COL21A1, whose product is annotated as collagen type XXI alpha 1 chain. NCBI's taxonomy places the organism in Eukaryota, Metazoa, Chordata, Aves, Anseriformes, Anatidae. The coding region runs from base 133 to 3006 and encodes 957 amino acids. The record is from RefSeq and is a predicted model, not a curated record. The transcript has 30 exons.